ACUCAACAAGGUCUGCAAACACGCAGGCCAAGGAAUUAAAAACACUUGAUCGUGAUAAAACUAUAGGAUAUUUUAAACGGUGUUUAGAAUUUCUUCCAAAACAAUACGAGAGUAAUGACACUCACAGAAUGACUUUGGCUUUUUAUUCUUUAUCAGGAUUAGACCUUUUAGGCGUUCUUGAAACUGAAUUUACACAAGAACGAAUAAAUAAUUGGAUUGAUUGGAUAUAUGCACAACAAAUUCUGCCUGACGAAAAUGAUCCUGAGCUCAAUGAAAGGAUUUGUGGUUUCAGAGGUUCUCCAUUUUCAGGCCUACCAUAUAACCCAAACGGAUGUCGCGCAUCACGAUUACCGUUCGAUGCAUCAAACCUUGCAAUGACUUAUACCGCCCUGGCUUCUUUACUCAUAUUAGGAGAUGAUUUGUCACGUGUAGAUAAAUCCGCCAUAGUUAAUGCAAUGAGAUAUCUGCAAAAGGAAGAUGGAAGCUUUACUCAAACAUAUCAAGGCAUGGAAUCUGACAUGCGGUUCGUGUAUUGUGCGUGUGCCAUAUCAUAUAUAUUGAACGAUUUCAGUGGGAUUAAUAUAGACAAGGUUGUUCAAUAUAUAAAAGAAAGCCAGUCAUACGAUUAUGGUAUUGGUCAAGGGCCUGGUGAAGAAUCACAUGGAGGAUCGGUAUAUUGUGCUAUCGCUUCACUUUACCUUCUAAACAAGCUUGAUGAAGGGCUUUUAUCAAAAGAUAAAACAAUAUUCUGGCUUGUAUCACGCCAAGAAAGUGGAUUUCAAGGACGGGCAAAUAAACCACCUGAUACAUGUUAUUCAUUUUGGAUUGGUGCAUCGUUAAUGAUAUUAGAUUCUUUUGAAUUUAUUGAUUAUGAACAGAAUUAUAAUUUUUUAAUGGAAACUAGAACUUCACUUGGUGGAUUCUCAAAAUGCCCUGGAUAUUAUCCCGACGUAAUGCACACAUAUAUGGGAGUAGCUGGAUUAUUGCUUAUGGAAGAAUCAAAGAAGUUAGAUCCGGCAUUGAAUAUAUCAUUGAAAGCAAAGAAAAUUUUAUUAAAUAAAAGUGUAUUUAAAAGAGGAUGA
Molecule: messenger RNA, 1082 nt
Organism: Racocetra persica
Lineage: Eukaryota; Fungi; Glomeromycota; Glomeromycetes; Diversisporales; Gigasporaceae
Source: the annotation of a GenBank genome assembly